AUGAACGGCCACACCAACGGGUUCAGUCCCGAGCUGGAGGAGGUCGCCAUCGUUGGCAUGGCCUGCCGCACAGCGGGUGGCAAUGAUACCCCCGAGAACCUUUGGCAGUUUCUCCUCGACAAGAAGGACGGCUCCGGCGAGGUCCCCUCACACCGAUGGGAGCCCUGGUACCGACGAGACACACGCAACGCCAAGGAAAUCGACAAGACGCUCAACAAGGGCUACUUUAUCCGUAACCUAGAGAAUUUUGACGCAUCCUUCUUUGGCAUCUCGCCCAAGGAGGCCGAGCAGAUGGACCCGCACCAACGCCUCGCCCUCGAACUAUCCUGGGAGGCCCUCGAGCACGCGGGCAUCAACCCCAAAGACCUCGCCAAAUCGGACACGGCCGUAUACAUGGGCAUCGACUCGGACGAUUACUCCCGUCUCCUGAUGGAGGACAUACCAAAUAUUGAGCCAUGGAUGGGCAUCGGCACGGCAGCGCAUGGUGUUGCCAACCGUGUGUCGUACCACUUGGACCUCAUGGGACCCAGUGCCGCCGUGGACGCUGCUUGUGCCUCUUCACUCGUCGCCAUUGACAGCGGCCGACUGGCGAUCCAGCUACGAGAGUCUGAAGUUGCUCUCGUGGGCGGUGUCAAUGUCUUGCUUGCCCCAGCCCUGACACGUAUGCUGGAUAAGGCUGGAGCAUUGUCACAAGAAGGCAUUUGCCGCUCGUUUGAUGAAGCCGCCAACGGCUAUGCUCGAGGCGAAGGAGGCGCUGUGCUUGUCCUCAAGAAUCUUCAGAGUGCACAGAGAGACGGUGAUCGCAUCUUGGCUGUUCUGAAGGGGAGUGCUGUGGCGCAGGAUGGUAAGACCAAUGGCAUCAUGGCUCCCAACACAGAUGCGCAGGAGCUCGUUGGUCGCAGAGCUCUCCAGCGGGCUGGAGUCGACCCCUUGACGGUCGGCUAUGUCGAGGCCCAUGCGACGGCGACACCGCUAGGCGAUCCCACCGAGAUCUCUGCCAUUGCAAAACUAUACGGGCAUGGUGCCAAACGGCCGAGAGAAGCACCAUGCCAGGUCGGUUCCAUCAAGCCCAAUAUUGGUCAUCUCGAGGCAGCUGCUGGCGCCAUUGGCAUGAUCAAGGCUGUCAUGGCCGUGUACAAGGGUCAACUGGCGCCUCAGACGUACCUUAACAAGCUGAACUCGCGCGUUGACUGGGCCGAGUCCGGACUGGAAGUUGUCCGCGACACGAAGCCGUGGAAGCAACAAAGUCUGCGAAGGGCUGCCGUCUGCUCGUACGGGUAUGGUGGUACCGUGUCCCAUGCAAUCGUUGAGGAGUGGGGAAGUAUGCCCGUCGAUUCCCAACUACUACCAGCUGAGAGCGACUUGGUCCCUUUGAUCAUCACAGCUCCGCUGGAGAAGCGCUUGUCACAGCAAGUCAGAGAGUUAGCAGACUGGCUUGUCACACCAAAUGGUCAGGCAUCCAGCCUACGCCUGGUGGCCAACACGCUGGGCCAGCGAAGGGCGAUGCACGAUCACCGCGUUGUCGUGCUCGUCCGUGACCAUGACAAUGCGACUGAACUUCUUGGACGCAUUGCGAGCAACACCCUGAAGAAAGAGGACCUUGUUCUUUCAGGGCGCGCUCUACCAGCCUCUACGGCCCAGGCAACAUCCCCUGUCUGGGUGUUUUCCGGUCAUGGCGCUCAAUGGCUAGAAAUGGGUCGCAAACUGGACAGCAAUGACUUUCAAGAUGCAAUUUCAGAGAUCGACCCUGUUAUCCAAGGGGAACUAGGAUUCUCCAUCCGCGAGGCACUCGCCACAGGUGACUUUGAGAGCUCGGAACGUGCCCAAGUUGCAACGUACGCGGUGCAAUACGGCUUGAGCCGCAUGUUGAUGGCCAAAGGUCUUUGUCCCGGCGCAGUCGUUGGGCAUUCGAUUGGCGAGAUUGCCGCCUCUGUGGCCGCUGGAUGCAUCACGCCCAAAGAAGGUGCUCUGAUCAUCUCACGACGUGCCAAGCUACUGGCGUGGGUGCGAAAGAACGAGGGCGAGGGUGCCAUGGCCCUCAUCCAGGCCCCUUUUUCGCAAGUCAAGGCCGAACUCGGGAACCGCACGAACAUUGUCGCGGCCAUCGACUCGUCCCCGUCGAGUUGUGUCGUGAGCGGACAGGCCAAAGCGGUGGAGCAGUUGAUGCAAAAGUUCCUCGAUCAGGACGUUGAGACCUUUCGUGUCAAGACCGACAUUGCCUUUCACAGUCCCAUGCUCGAUCAACUCCAGGAUCCACUUCGCGAUGCGUUGGACGGCGCACUCAACCCUCAGGAGCCAACUAUUCCGCUGUACUCGACGUCUCUUGACAAUGCUCGUGGGCGCCAACCGCGUGGCGUUGACUACUGGGUCAACAACAUGGUCAAGCCGGUGCAGCUACGUUCUGCAAUCCAGUCUGCUGCAGAUGAUGGACACCGCAUGUUCCUGGAGGUAUCUUCGCAUCCCGUUGUCCUUCAUUCUGUGCGCGAAACUCUUCUCGAAGUAGGUCUGAAGGAGAAAGACUUUGUCACGGCUUGCACGAUGAGACGCAACACCCUGCCGGAAAAGACCAUCACAAUCGCCAUAUCCAAGCUCCUCGUCCACGGGGCCGACGUGGACUUUGGGUCAUUCAUUGGUGACAAGAGUCACUGGUGUACUGGCGUCCCUAAAUCACCGUGGUUUCACAAGCCGUACUAUAGGCAAGUUGAGACCGGCGCCAUUGAACAGGCGUCUAUGCACGACGCGGAAACACACCACCUACUUGGCCGACGCACGGCUGUCGGGGGCACAGACAUCUCCCUGUUCGGUACGAAGCUUUCUAUCGAGACCAAACCCUUCCCAGGAACGCAUCCGCUGGAUGGCACGGAGAUCAUACCGGCGGGUGUCUACAUCAACACCUUUCACCACGCAACGGGUGGCCGAGAGCUGUCAGACAUUCAGCUCCGUGUGCCCGUGUCCAUGACCAACGAUGUUCGCACGAUCCAGGUUGCUGUACAAGGAGACAAGGUGUCCAUCGCCUCAACGAAUGAGGACACAGGGUCGAAACCGUCCCGCGACCAGUUCUGGAUUCAUCACGCUGCUUGUACAUGGGGUCGCAUCCAAGACAACAACACCCAGACGGCCGCGUUGCCCAUUGACAUUGCCGCCAUUCGCGAGCGCAUUGGCAUCAAGCUCCCCAACUCUUUUGCCGUCGACUUUUUGAGCAAGAUUGGCGUCGCUGGCAUCGCCUUCCCGUGGCAGGUGGUCGAGCACUACGGGAAGGAGACCGAGAUGAUUGUGCACGUGGAUAUGCUCCCUGGACAGGACACUCUGCCUUGGGAUUCAUUCUCGUGGGCGCCUCUGCUUGAUGCUGCCACGUCCGUUGGAUCGUCCAUCUUCUUCAACAAGCCAUCAUUGCGCAUCAUCUCCUCCAUUGAAAAGGUCCUGCUGCACUCGCGGGAUCCUCUUCCCAAGAUGGCCUAUCUCCACGUGGAAGAAGCGUCCAACAACAAGGCACUGGCCGCCAACGUCCACAUCUUGAGUGAGAGUGGUCAUCUGAUCGCUCAGAUCCAGUCCAUGAAGUUCUCCGAGGUCGAGGGCGGCGCUGGCCUGAGUGGCAGCGUGGACAGCCUUGUCCACCAGAUUGACUGGGUGCCUGCCCGAUUCUCCGAGACACCGAGGCGGCUUGGCCAUGUCUUACUCGUCUCGCGGAGCUUGCAGCAAGUCAAGGCCGUGCGGUCCUAUAUGCAGCCGAUGGCGAGGUCCGUGAUGCACGCGACGUCCGUCAAGCAACUCGCCGCCACCCCUGAGAUGCUCAAUGUCUUGUCGCAAAAAGGCAGUACGGUCGUGUAUUUACCUGGAUCCGUGGACAGUGUGGAGCAAGUCGCUGCCGCUGCCGAUGAGUUUGUCUGGGAGGCUGCCAGCCUGCUCCAGUGUCUGGCGACGCACUCCCUCUCCGAGGUCUGCAAGAUGUUCAUCCUGACCAACGGUGUCUUUGAGGGCUUGUCGCCCACCGGACUGGCUCAAGGUGCCCUGAUUGGUCUCGGACGCAUCAUUGCUGCUGAGCACCCUGACACGUGGGGAGGACUGAUUGACCAUGACAUUCCUGACGCUUCCUCCUUGCUGGCCUUCAUGUACGUCCGCGGACAUGACAUUAUCCGAAAUAUUGAUGGGCUGCCCCGACGAGCCGUCAUGAGGCCACUCUCCCGCAAGAAGCUACAUGCUUCAGACGCGGCGGUGACUUUGCUCCCCAAGCCAGACGGUACAUACGUGAUCACUGGUGGUCUUGGGUCACUGGGACUCGAUACAGCCGACUUCUUGGUGAAGAAGGGCGCCCGUCGAAUCCUGCUUGUUUCACGUCGUCAGUUCCCUGUACGGUCCAGCUGGGCCAAGCGCGUCGCCGACAAUGAUAAUUUCGCUGGCGCCAUCCGUCGCAUCCAGUCCAUGGAGAGAGCUGGUGCCGCUGUGUGCACAGCCGGCAUUGACAUGUCCCUGCCCGAUGCAUCCGAGGCUCUGUUGCACGCGCUAGACAACAUGCAGCUGCCGCGUGUCCUUGGCGUGGUGCACUGCGCAGGUGUCCUGGAAGACAGUCUUGUGCUCGAGACAAGUCGGGAUUCGUUCCGUCGCGUGAUGGCACCCAAGGUGAAUGGUGCCUUGGCUCUUCACGAGGCCUUCCCUCCUGGUUCUGUCGACUUUUUCGUCUUGUACUCGAGCAUCGGCCAGCUUGUCGGUACAGCUGGCCAGGCGUCGUAUGGUGCAAGCAAUGCUUUCCUAGAUGCCAUGGCAUACCACAGGCGAGCGCAGGGUGACAAUACAGUGGCCAUGCAGUUCACAGCCUGGCGUGGCAGUGGCAUGGGGGCUUCUACAGAGUUUCUGACCGUCGAGCUUGAAAGCAAGGGGAUCACAGACAUUUCGAGUGAGGAGGCCUUUCGCGCUUGGGAGCAUCUGGGCCGGUUUGACAUUGGCUCGGCCGUCGUCACGCGUUGUCUGGCGAUUGAUGAGGGCAGCCCUGUCGCCGUGCCUAUUUUGGAAGACAUUGUCGUGCGACGCCCCAGGGCGCAAGUCAAUGGACAAGUGCAGGAGGAAAAGGACAGCCUUGGCGGUGUGAGCGCGAGUAUCAAUGCCCGACCGACGGACCCAGAGGGUUUGCGGCAGUGGCUCGAGGUCAGCGUUCGGCAGUGUAUCGCCGCGGUGCUGAUGAUGCCUGACAUUACGGAGAUUGAUGGUGGAACAAUGGUGAAUGACCUGGGCAUUGACAGUGUCAUGACUGUUGCGCUGCGAAGGCAGUUUCAGGAGUUCUUCCAGAUCAAGGUGCCGCCCACGUUGACGUGGAAGCAUCCGACGGUGGACAGCAUGGUGCCGUGGUUCGCUGCCAAGUUGCAGGAGGAGUAG
Molecule: messenger RNA, 5367 nt
Organism: Emericellopsis cladophorae
Lineage: Eukaryota; Fungi; Ascomycota; Sordariomycetes; Hypocreales; Bionectriaceae
Product: 6-methylsalicylic acid synthase
Exons: 1
Coding region: 1-5367 (1788 amino acids)
Biological process (GO): secondary metabolite biosynthetic process; fatty acid biosynthetic process
Molecular function (GO): fatty acid synthase activity; phosphopantetheine binding; 3-oxoacyl-[acyl-carrier-protein] synthase activity
Source: RefSeq, a predicted model, not a curated record